Dreissena polymorpha is the source of this 990-nucleotide messenger RNA. RefSeq lists its product as uncharacterized. The transcript has 5 exons. NCBI's taxonomy places the organism in Eukaryota, Metazoa, Mollusca, Bivalvia, Myida, Dreissenidae. Bases 1 to 990 code for a protein of 329 amino acids. The record is from RefSeq and is a predicted model, not a curated record.
AUGGAACUGCUUGUCUACAACCUGCUCAGUCUGGUCAUCGCUGCUGUUGACAUAGCAUUUCUUAUUCGGCUUAAAGAUAUACUGGUUUAUGAUGGUGCCACUGAUGAGGUUAAUGUCAGCAGUAAAUCUCAAGUUGGAAAUGGGUCUUCCACCGAUGGUGAUAGGGGUGUGGUGGUCAUGAAGAGUCUCCUGCAUUAUCUUUUCAAAGAAACAGUUGAACAGGACGUAAAGACAACCAACAAGAUUCCGAUAGUCAUUUAUUCGAAUGAAUGUUCGACAAUGUCAGGUUUUGUUAGGAAACAGAGGGGUGUCAAAACAGUUCUUACAGAGGCAACUGACAAACCUCAAUUAUCUGGAUUGACUAUAUGUCCAACAGUUACUUCCCUUGAAGGUGAAGACUUACGCAGCGGAUACAUGCAGGUUGAAAUAGCAGAGGAAGACAAAGAAAAGAAAGCCUUUGCAGUAGGAGGAUUUGGCUUCUACCUAUAUUGUGAAGCCGCGGAACGACCUUCUUGUUGGUCUUCCCACCAACAAAGCUUCCAAGAGGUCCAAGAUGAAGAAACUCCAUGGAUAUGGGGAGACGACCAGCAGAAGGCCUUUGAAACUAUUAAACAUAUUCUUACCAAUCCUCCUGUGCUUGGAUAUGCUAUAUUUUCUAAACCGUUCAUCGUUUCUGUCGAUGCGUCUACAGAGUGUCUUGGCGCCGUACUAUAUCAGGAACAGGACGGUUUGGAGCGUGUCAUCAGCUAUGCCAGCAGAGGUAUUCGUGCCAGCGAGAGGAACUACCCUGCACAAAGUUCCACAUUCAUUGUGGGAACCGACAACAACCCGCUAACCUAUGUAUCUUCAACAGCCAAGUUAGAUGCGACAGGACAUAUAUGGCUAGCUGCACUGGGCAACUACAACUUAAAGGCCGUGUACAAGGCAAGCGUGCUGAACCGUGAUGAAGAUGGAUUUAGCAGACGACCACAGCUCAAGAAGAAGAGGUGA